Neogale vison (American mink) is the source of this 3008-nucleotide messenger RNA. RefSeq names its product tRNA methyltransferase 9B (putative) (gene TRMT9B). The transcript has 4 exons. Bases 47 to 1408 code for a protein of 453 amino acids. Gene Ontology annotation, biological process: tRNA wobble uridine modification. The record is from RefSeq and is a predicted model, not a curated record. Lineage: Eukaryota; Metazoa; Chordata; Mammalia; Carnivora; Mustelidae. Gene Ontology annotation, cellular component: cytoplasm; nucleus. Gene Ontology annotation, molecular function: S-adenosylmethionine-dependent methyltransferase activity; tRNA binding.
CACAAAGGCAAGAAGUAAUUUUCCUGUAAUCACAAGAUGACUCAGGAUGGAUCAUGAGGCUGCCCAGCUGGAAAAGCAGCACGUGCAUGACGUGUAUGAGAGCACCGCACCUUACUUCGGUGACCUGCAGAGCAAAGCUUGGCCUCGUGUCCGCCAGUUCCUCCAGGAGCAGAAGCCCGGCAGCCUCAUCGCUGACAUAGGUUGUGGGGCUGGAAAGUAUCUUAAAGUGAACAGCCAGGUGUAUGCCCUGGGCUGUGACUACUGUGGGCCAUUGGUGGAGAUCGCCCGGAGUAGAGGAUGUGAAGUCAUGGUAUGUGACAACCUCCAUCUCCCCUUCCGGGAUCAGGGCUUGGAUGCCAUCAUCUCCAUAGGAGUCAUACAUCAUUUUUCUACAAAACAAAGAAGAAUCAGAGCAAUAAAAGAAAUGGCCAGGGUCUUAGUUCCUGGAGGCCAGCUGAUGAUUUACGUGUGGGCCAUGGAACAAAAGAACAGGCACUUUGAGAAGCAAGAUGUGCUCGUUCCGUGGAACAGGGCCUUAUGCUCGCGGCUUCUCUCAGACCCCAGCCAGCCGGGGAGAAAGCCAUGUGCACAUCCGGAAAGAAGCCAUCCCUACCAUCCUCCGUGCUCGGUCUGUAGCUGUUCUGUUUGUUUUAAAGAGCAGGGUCAUUCACAGCGGUCCCACAGCAUGGACUACGAGCCCCUGACGGCUGGAACGUGUUGUGCAGAUAUUUCUAAGGAAGGGGAGGAAGAAAAUGGAUUCUCUAACAUGUUAGGAAAAUCUUUUCGCUCCUGGUUUUUCUCUAGGUCUUUGGAUGAAUCGACUCUGAGGAAGCAAAUUGAAAGAGUGAGACCCUUGAAAAAUACAGAAGGCUGGGCCAACAGCACUGUAUCCAUCCAGCCUUCCAGACACUCCAGUUUAGAUUUAGGACGACACCAAGAACCCCUGUCAACAAGAGAACAAAGUUUAGAUGAAGACGUGUUUGUGGAAGCGUCUCAGAAACAACUGGAGUGGCCGAGAGCACCAGCCGCAAGGAAACAUCUACGUGGGGACCAACAAGGAGAAGUGAGGAGAAAUGGAGAUGGGAAUUUUCUGGAAGGCGCCAAUACAAGUGAGAACAGCAUGAAUGAGGAUGACGUGGAGGAAGGUCACCCUUCUGCUAGUAAAACCCUGAGAAGGAUUUCUGCACUUGACUCCACAGAUUCCAACUCAGAGGAGACGAUUCCUGUUGAAGAACAACAGCCCGGCAUUUUGGAUUCUAGAGCCUUUAUGCGGUACUACCACGUGUUUCGAGAAGGCGAGCUCUAUGGCCUGCUGAAGGAGCACGUGGCGGAGCUGCAUGUUCUGAGCUCGGGGAAUGAUCAUGGCAACUGGUGUGUCAUUGCCGAGAAGAAGGACAACUGUGACUGACUGGGUCAUUUUAGACAAUUCCUCCAAAAGGUGAACCAUGUUCUUUUCACUGGGUUUGGUACAUGGUUACCUGAAUUUGUGUCCAAUUUUGUUCUUUUUAAUCCAUUUAUGCUUUGGUUUGUAGAGAUGAUGAAUUGGUCAUCUAGUAAGUCUUUGGAUGAACACAGAGCAUGGCACAUAAAGCAUUUGACAAAAGGUAUUAGUAAAUUAUUAAUAUAAGAGAACUAAAGGAGUAAUAGGAAAUGAACAUCAGUAUGGAUGAAAUCUCCUUUUCCCUGCAAGGUGAAAUUUUUAUGAGGAUACAUGUAUGUCAUUUGUCAGUAAUAGAUGCUGACUUUAACAGGUUCUGGUUGUUGACUUUUUAUUACUAUUGAUGUUGAGUCAACAUAAAAUGUUAUAUUAAUUUCAGGUGUACAACAUAGUGAUUUGACAAUUCCAUACAAGAUUCCAUUUUCAUUUUUAUAAUGAAGGGGGUGGGUGAGUUCUGCUUCUCAGAUUACACUGUAGAUCCAAAUGCAAGAUAACAGGGAAACUGUUCCACUGUGCAGAUGUAAACUGAAUCAUGUGAUACAUUAAUCUGUUGCCGAGGCCUUGCUCUUACUUCAAGUCCUUCAAAAAGUGAGAGAUGGCGGACAGAGAUAAGAGGUAUUACAAGGACUUUUCUAAAUGAUAAGCAGACUUACUUCCAAAUGUAUAAACAACAAGGUUUUCAAUGUUGCAAGGAAGGCUUUUAAAAGCUCUAGGGGUGUGUAGCGAGUGGUGGGUGUAGGUACUAGGCACGUGGCAAGUACCCGGGAGGUAUUUUCAUGACCUCAUUGAAAGCAGAAAUGUCUGGUUAAGAUAAGACCAAGACUGACUAAUGAGGAGUUUUCAUCUAGAGUGAUGCUUUUCUUAUGAACUGAAGCGGUUUUUAGGAACUGAGAAUCUGGUUGAAGCACCAUUUGAUUUUGGUUCUCAUUAUAAAUACACUGUUAAGGGGCAAGAUAUCUGUCCUUGAUAGAGGAUCUAUUUUUGGAUUGUUUUAAAAAAAAAUCUGGGCAUUCAUCUUAUUGGAAGCGACAUUUUAUUCGUUAUGUUAGGGAUUUAGGCAGAAUUAAGUCCUAUUCAAGGUUGAAUUUCUGCCACUUUGAAGGCAAAUGAAUAGACUGAAUGUCAUAUGGUCACUGCAUCUGUUUCGAGUACCCACUGGUCUGUUGAAAUCUACGUCAUGGGUCAGGAGACAGAUAUAAUUGGGAAUCAACAUUUGACGGAAGUCUUUUUAAUUUAUGAACCACUGUAAUCCAGACAAAAAUCCAGUUCUUGUUUUGUAUAAAAUUUUCAUUUGUUUUGCAUUCUUUUUCCCUUCUAUGAUUGUGCUCUAUCUUAAGAUAAUGCUGCUAUGUCCAGAGAAACCUAAAGGAUUAUUUUUAAUGCUUAUCUGGAAAUGACUGAUGUGUAUUUCUCUUUUGGCUUCCAAAAGAGAUCCAUCAUCAUCUUUUGCAUGGGUGAGAUUGUCCGACGGACAAUAUGUGAGAUAUAGGAUUUAUAGUAUUUGGUGCACAGUUUGCAUUAGAGGGACAAUGAAAACAGACCCAGAAAUGGAAUAUAAAUUAAAGAUUAA